Molecule: messenger RNA, 3889 nt
Organism: Quercus robur (English oak)
Lineage: Eukaryota; Viridiplantae; Streptophyta; Magnoliopsida; Fagales; Fagaceae
Product: MMS19 nucleotide excision repair protein homolog
Exons: 20
Coding region: 121-3585 (1154 amino acids)
Biological process (GO): iron-sulfur cluster assembly
Cellular component (GO): cytosolic [4Fe-4S] assembly targeting complex
Source: RefSeq, a predicted model, not a curated record
AACUUUUGGUCCUUUUUGUUUGCUUUUAUAGACUCUGUAGGCGCGUUCACCUCAAACUCCCAAAACCCUCUCUCACUCUCUCUCUGAAACUCCUAAAACCCUAAAAUCUUCUGUAUUCGAAUGGCAGAACCGAUUCAGUUGAGUCAUCUCAUUGAGUCCUUCGUCGACUCGUCUCGUUCCCCGACUCAGCAGGCUGCAAGCUUGGACAAAAUUGCUUCUCUUGUGAAGAAUGAUGUAUUAACUAUGGAAGGACUGGUCAGGGAGAUGCAGAUGUAUUUGACCACUACAGAUAACAUCGUUCGUGCGAGAGGUAUCCUUCUUCUUGCAGAAGUGCUUACAUGUCUUGCAACAAAGCCACUAGACAGUGCUACAUUACAUAGCUUGAUAGGGUUCUUCACUGACAGAUUGGCAGAUUGGAAAGCUUUACGUGGUGCACUUGUUGGUUGCUUGGCACUGAUGAGGAGGAAAAGUAGUGCUGGUGUGGUUACUAGCACUGAUGCCAAAGCAGUUGCAGAGUCUUUUUUACAGAACCUACAGGUGCAGUCUUUAGGACAGCAUGAUAGGAAGCUUUGCUUUGAACUUCUGGAGUGCCUGUUAGAACGCUACCCCAAUACAGUUACUCCAAUGGGUGAUGAGCUUAUUUAUGGAAUUUGUGAAGCCAUUGAUUCAGAAAAGGAUCCUCAAUGCUUGAUGCUUACGUUUCAUAUUGUUGAAGUUCUGGUGCAACUGUUUCCAGAUACAUCUGGUCCAUUUGCAAGUUUUGCUGGGGAUCUUUUUGAAAUUUUGAGCUGUUACUUUCCUAUUCAUUUUACACAUCCAAGGGGUGAGGAUCUUGGUAUCAAAAGGGAUGACCUCUCUCGGGCACUAAUGUUGGCAUUUUCCUCUACUCCUCUGUUUGAGCCAUUUGCCAUUCCGUUGCUUCUUGAGAAGCUUUCUUCUUCUCUACCAUCAGCAAAGCUCGAUUCACUGAAGUAUCUCAGCAGUUGCACAUCAAAUUAUGGACCAGAGAGAAUGGCAAAACAUGCCAGAGCUAUCUGGUUGUCAAUUAAAGAUGCAUUAUAUACUUCACUCCAAGAGCCUACUUUAUCCUUUACUUCAGAAUCUCUAGAUGGACUUGUUUUUCAGGAGAAUGAAAUUGCAAAAGAAGCUUUAACGCUUCUGCAGCAGGUUAUUAUGCAAAACAAUGGUCUUUUUUUAAGUUUGAUUGUUGAAGAUGAGGACAUAAAUAUAAUUUUGAACACUGUCCCUACUUAUGAGAGUUAUAAUGAUAUUCCCUUGCAAGGCAAGCUUAAAUUAUUUGCAGCUGGUUGUAUCCUGUCUAUUUCUACCAAGACCUCCGUUGCUUGCUGUCAUAUGAUUUUCGAAAGCUUCUUCCCCCGCUUGAUGGAAAUUCUGGGGCUUUCUGAAAAAAAUUUAUCUGGAGAUCACUCACCGAAGGACAAUUAUUUAAUCUCCAAAAGACUAAAUUUUGGAGCUCUUUAUCUCUCUGUCGAACUUCUUGCAGCAUGCAGAGAUUUGAUUGCAGGCUCCACACAAAUUGCUUGUAAAUCAGUUUCUACAUAUGAGACAAGCUACUGCAUGCUUCAUAGCUUUUCAAAUUUAUUAACUAAGGCCUUUUGUUCUACCUUGGUGACAAGUCCUCAUGAUGCAGAUAUUUAUUUUGGAGUGAAGGGUUUACAGAUUCUAGCUACUUUCCCAGGAGAUGUUUCUCCAGUACCAAUAUCCGAAUUCGAGAAUAUUUUAAUCACAUUCAUGUCAAUUAUCACAGUGAAUUUCAAGAAGACACUAUUAUGGAGAUUGGCAUUAAAGGCAUUGAUGAAUAUUGGCUCAUUUAUUGAUAGAAAUAAUGAGUCUGAGAAAAUUUUAAGCUAUAUGCGAAUUGUGGUUGAAAAGAUUGUUUCACUGGUGUCUCUUGAUGAUGUUACCAUGCCUUUCCCCCUCAAACUGGAAGCAAUAUCAGGCAUUGGCACAAGUGGACUGAAUUAUAUGCUGCACAUUAUCCAAGGGUUUGAAGAGGCUUUAUUUGCCAAUUUAUCUGAGAUUUAUGUCCAUGGAAAUUUAAAGUCAGCCAAAUUCACAAUUUGGCUUUUGGAAUGCUACUCUAAUAAAUUGCUUCCAUGGAUCCAUGAAAAUGGAGUUUUUGAGGAAGUUUUGUUGCGAUUUCCUAUUAAUAUUUGGAAGCAAAUUGAAAGUUGUGUUGAUUUUAGUGUCCCAGAAAAGGAGCUUCUUGAUGCAAUGAUGACUGCAAUGAAGCAUGCUGUUGCAUUUUGUUCUGAGGAAAGCCAGAACGAAAUAAUCCAAAAAGCUUACAAUGUACUUUCAUCAAGCACUUCUUUUCCACUAAAGGAAUCCAUGGCCCUCACCAUUCCAUUCCAACUGGAAGGUCUACAGCUCACUCAGAAGAUGGACAAUCUGUUGUGUAGAGAUGAAUGGAUUCUUUCACUAUUUGCAUCUGUAGUCAUAGCAGUUCGUCCGCAAACACACAUUCCAAAUGUAAAAGUAAUAUUGAAUUUAUUCAUAACAACUCUUCUUAAGGGUCAUGUUCCAGCAGCUCAGGCAUUGGGUUCUAUCGUUAACAAAUUUGGUAAAAGUUCAACUGGAUCUGAGAUUUCAAGUGACUGUACCUUGGAAGAAGCACUGGAUAUCAUUUUUCAAUUAAAAUUAUGGACCCAUCAAGAUAAUGGUGCUUUGCUGAGAUGUAGUGUUAAUGGAAGUGAGAUGGGUCACACUGAUUUAUGCCAAGCUGUUGUGAACAAUAAAUUGCCCCAGAUACUUGCCAUUACUGGACUAUCAUGGAUUGGAAAAGGUUUGCUUUUGCGGGGUCACGAUAAAGUUAAAGAUGUAACUAUGAUUUUUCUGGAGUGUUUAUUGUCAAAUGGCAAUGCCUUACCAUUAAGUCAGCAUUCACUAGAGAACAGUUGUGAGCAGGAUUUGCGUGCUUCUGUGAUGAAAAGUGCAGCAGAUGCAUUUCGUAUUCUUAUGAGUGAUUCUGAAGUUUGUUUGAAUCGGAAGUUCCAUGCAAUAAUACGACCACUCUAUAAGCAACGUUUUUUCUCCACCAUGAUGCCUAUUUUGCAACCUUUGAUAAUGAAAAGUGAUUCAUUACUUUCUAGAUCCAUGCUGUAUCGGGCAUUUGCACAUAUAAUAUCUGAAACUCCAUUAGUUGCUGUUCUGGACGAAGCCAAGAAGCUCAUACCUAUUCUUCUGGAUUGCUUAUCCAUGUUGAACAAGGAUGCUCAGGAUAAAGAUACAUUGUACAGUCUCCUACUAGUCUUAUCUGGGAUAUUGACAGAUAAAGAUGGUAAUGCUAAAUGGCAAGAAGCUGUAGUUGAUAAUGCUCAUCUUGUCAUUAAUUGCCUCACUGGACUCAUUGCCUACCCUCAUAUGAUGCUUGUUCGAGAGACAGCCAUUCAAUGUCUAGUUGCCAUGUCCGAGCUGCCACAUGCAAGGAUCUAUCCCAUGAGAAUACAGGUACUACAAGCUAUAUCAAAGGCUCUUGAUGAUUCCAGGAGGGCUGUUCGGCAGGAAGCUGUCAGAUGCCGACAGGCAUGGGCAUCAAUUGCAUCAAGAAGUCUUCAUUUCUGAAUGACGCAGUAGAGUUUUUUCGAGGCUGGGUGCUGCUUGCUGGACAAUCUUUUAUUGUUUUGUUUUUUGGUCCUAUAACCUGCCUAGUCAGCAUAGUGUAUGAAACUUUAGGUUUAGCCUUCAGACAUUAAUCAAUAGUCUAUAUUAUCUGUAGAGUGUAGAUAAUCCAAGUUGGACGAGAAAUUUUGUUGCUAUUAAGAAUGUGAUUAGUCUCUUAUCGUUAAUUAGUAGACUACUAUACUACCUGUAGAGUGUAGAUUGGACAUGAAAUUUUUGCUGUAAUUAAGAAGUUGGUGUAAAGUAA